CGUCCCCCUCAAUCUCAAUCCCUAAUCCUUCUAUCUUUUACGCUGCCGCAUAUCCGAUGAAUAUUCAGUGUAUAUUAUUCUGUCAUUGAUAAAACAGUCACACAUUGCCCUCAAUAAUUCCCCUAAUUCUCUGUUUUAUUCCACAGAAAGUUUCGCAUCUAAUAUCCCAAUUUUUAUUUUACACUUAUAACUAUGCCUCAACUAGCCAAAUACAGCUACACUGGCCCGGUGGACCACACCGUGGUGCCCGACAAGUCGAAGAUGAAGGGGAAGUCGGUAAUUGUUACAGGCGGCGCCAACGGAAUCGGCGAGGCGUGCGUACGUGCCUUCGUUGCUGCUGGUGCCUUCGUCACAUUUGGAGACCUUAGCGAGAGGGGCAAAGAGAUUGAGAAGGAGCUCAAUGCUGACGGAGAUCGUGUGGCUUUUGUCAAGUGCGAUAUCCGUAGCUGGGACGAGCAGAAGACGCUCUUCGAGACGGCCGUGAGCAAGAGCCCAAAUCACAGUGUAGACGUUGUAUUGGCGAAUGCUGGAAUCAGCAGGAGCUCAGGAGAUAGUUUAUGGAACCUUGAUGACCUCAAAGGAGAGCCAACAAAGCCUGAUCUCAACAUUGUCAAGGUCAACAUUGACGGCACUCUGUACACCUGGAAACUUGCGACAUAUUACUUUAGAAGACAACCCGAUAACGAAGACCGUGACAGAUGCUUCAUAAUGACUGGAAGCAUGGUGGCUUGGAUUGAUUCUCCAGGAAACUGGGAAUACACAGCAACGAAGUAUGCUCUAAGAGGAUUCAUGAGAACUGCUCGUCGUAACUCGUGGGAGCAAGGCAUCAGGAUCAACUAUGUUGCACCCUGCUGGAUCAAGAGCGCUAUCCGAACUGCCGAGUAUGAGAGCUGGCUCAUUGACAACGGCAUCAAAUUUGGUGAAACCGAGGAUUGCGCCGGUGCCAUGAUGAGGAUUGCAUGUGACAGGACAGUGAAUGGCCGUUCAUUCAUGAUUACACCACGGUCAUAUGUAAAGGAAGGAUUCAAGGACACCGACAAGGAGGAUUAUACUGAGGAGGAGCCCUACUUCAAGCAGAACCAAGAGACGCAGCUGAGAAUUAUUGAGGAUCAAUGGCUUGAAGGAUAUAAAGUAAGAGUUUACAAAGCAUAGUUGAAAAUGGAUCUCGCUGACAGAGACGAGGCUCAAGGAAGAAACAAGAAAUAAGGGGCGAUGGCUGUAUAUAGUUCCCCCCAUAUAUACUAUGAUAGUUUACUUAUAC
Messenger RNA from Pseudogymnoascus verrucosus, 1261 nucleotides. RefSeq lists its product as uncharacterized. The transcript is spliced from 4 exons. NCBI's taxonomy places the organism in Eukaryota, Fungi, Ascomycota, Leotiomycetes, Thelebolales, Thelebolaceae. The record is from RefSeq and is a predicted model, not a curated record. Gene Ontology annotation, molecular function: oxidoreductase activity. Bases 193 to 1152 code for a protein of 319 amino acids.